GUCAUUCGUUACUCGAACGUUGGUCUAUGCUUGAAUGCAUAAUGCACUAUGUUAGAGGUUUUAUUCGGGAUUCUGGAUAUUAGACAUUCUAAAAAACGUGCACAUCGUAUUUUGAUAGUGGGAGAUGAUGCUUUAUCAUGUUCAACGAUUGCAGAACAUCUGUCUAGCAUAUACGAUUUUAAGACAACGUUAGUAGAGCUAGAGAGCAAUUCAUUAGAUGAACAAAGUGACAAAAUUAGUGAGCAAAGCGUUGCCUCGGGUGACAUAUAUAUAGCUAAAGUGCCACUGGAAUGUAUAUUUGCUGAAAUUAGAAGACGAAACUGGUAUAAAGGAUGUAUAUUGGACUUUUUCUCUCCACCUGGAAAUGAAUACAACAUAGAUAACGUUAAUAACAUAACAGUCAUUCCAAAUGCACAUGUGAUUAUUUACAUUACCAACUACGCUAAGCAUCGUACGGGGUUCAACAGUGCGUCGGAAUUCUUCUUGUUGAACAAGGACUCCAUGGCUUGCAAGAUGUUGAUUAUGGAUACAAGCAACAUCUGCGAUGAUAUAGCAGUGGAUGUCGAGCACGAGUUAGCUAAAUUCAUUGAAACAUAUGAUAAUAUAUUAAUAUACAAGACCAACAUCUCCGAUGAACAACGCAUUGAUAUAUUAUCAGGUCUGAUUCUGGAUGAAAUAGUAUAUUACUUGGGCAUUAUAGACCCUGCUUAGCAGACCUCUAUCAGCAUUGCUAUCGCAUCACCCGAC
Molecule: messenger RNA, 747 nt
Organism: Babesia bovis T2Bo
Lineage: Eukaryota; Apicomplexa; Aconoidasida; Piroplasmida; Babesiidae
Exons: 1
Coding region: 49-711 (220 amino acids)
Source: RefSeq, a predicted model, not a curated record